GUUUCUGACUGGCUGCGGGGCCGAGGCCGCGCAGUAAAUGGCGACGCUGGCGGGAAAGUUGAGUGGCUGGUUCGCCGAGCCUCCGAGGCGAUGUGUAGUGACUUCUAUAGGGCUGAGUCUGGGACGGAGCUCCUUGCCCGACUGGAAGGUAGAAGUUCCUUGAAAGAAAUAGAACCACAUCUGUUUGCUGAUGAAGAUUCACCUGUGCAUGGUGAUAUUCUUGAAUUUCAUGGCCCAGAAGGAACAGGAAAAACAGAAAUGCUUUAUCAUUUAACAGCACGAUGUAUACUUCCAAAAUCGGAAGGCGGACUGGAAGUAGAAGUCUUGUUUAUUGACACAGAUUACCACUUUGAUAUACUUCGGCUUGUUACAAUUCUUGAGCACAGACUAUCCGAAAGUUCUGAAGAAAUAAUAAAAUACUGCCUUGGGAGAUUUUUUUUGGUGUACUGCAGUAGUAGCACCCAGUUACUUCUCACACUGUACUCACUAGAAACUAUGUUCUGUAGUCACCCCUCCCUCUGCCUUUUGAUUUUGGAUAGCCUGUCAGCUUUUUAUUGGAUAGACCGUGUCAACGGAGGAGAAAGUGUUCACUUACAGGAGUCCACUCUGAAGAAAUGUUCCCAACUCCUAGAGAAGCUGGUCAAUGAGUAUCGAUUGGCUCUUUUUGCAACAACACAAAGUAUAAUGCAGAAAGCGUCAAGCUCAGCAGAAGGGCCUUCUUGUGCCUUUAAUCGCCAGAGUGAUGUGGAUGUAGACUAUAGACCCUAUCUCUGUAAGGCGUGGCAACAGGUGGUAAAGCAUAGGAUAUUUUUCUCCAAACAAGAUGAUUCCAAAACCAGCAACCAGUUUUCUUUAGUUUCACGUCAUUUAAAAAGUAACAACUUAAAAAAACAUUGUUUUAUUAUUGGAGAAAGUGGUGUUGAGUUUUGUUGAUAUAUAUCAUAAAAUAGUCUUUUUGUAAGAUAUGACGCAAGUUUUAAAACGUCUUUAAUAGGCUAAAAUGGUUUGAUUCUAAAGUUCUUAAACUCUAAGGAAAUUUAACAUAACUGUGUUUCUAUACAGAAUGGAUUUCUUAAACUAGUACAGUAGAACCUUAGACUCUUCUUCCCUAGGUUGUUGAAGAUUAUUCAAAGUGAUAAUAACAAUUAAGCUGUAUUAAGUUGUUUCAAGACUAAAUAAAUAAGAUAUACAUUUCAGUCCAAAUAAAGUGGAAUAUUCCAACUUUGUGUCACAUUUCUGGAAUUCAGUUAAAUACUUGUUUAGGAAAGUUGAAAUGCAUUUCUGAUUUUUCAUAUGUAACUCCUUUAAGAAGCUGUAACUUUGGAGAAUGUUUCUGUAGAGCUGUUAUUUCUGUAAAAAGGAUGAAAACAAGGAGCUUACCCAAUCUGCCUUUCACACCAAAGACUGUGGAAAGUCAGAGCACUUUGAUCUGUUUUACUGAAUUCAAAGAGGGAGCUGCAUUAUGGUUGAGAUUCUGUAUAAUUUUUAAAACACAGGGAAAUAAGAUACCCAUUCAAGGAGUUCUGUGAAUAUUGAAAUUUUCAUCUUUCUUGUUAAGUGAUAGAUAAAUGCUAAAACUAUAUAGUAACUAUAUGUUACUUGUGUUUUCU
Messenger RNA from Mesoplodon densirostris (Blainville's beaked whale), 1610 nucleotides. RefSeq names its product X-ray repair cross complementing 2 (gene XRCC2). Lineage: Eukaryota; Metazoa; Chordata; Mammalia; Artiodactyla; Ziphiidae. Gene Ontology annotation, biological process: DNA strand invasion; double-strand break repair via homologous recombination. The coding region runs from base 91 to 933 and encodes 280 amino acids. Gene Ontology annotation, cellular component: replication fork; Rad51B-Rad51C-Rad51D-XRCC2 complex; centrosome. The transcript is spliced from 3 exons. The record is from RefSeq and is a predicted model, not a curated record. Gene Ontology annotation, molecular function: ATP binding; ATP-dependent DNA damage sensor activity; four-way junction DNA binding.